AUGCCGCCAAAGGGGGAGAUACGUCUUGGGCUUACUACUAUACUGCCGUCGCGGCAUUCCACAAAGUUCCUACAACUACAACUGACAGGAAGAGAGGACAGCGAGGGCAUCACGCCCAGCAGCAACUCCGACCUCACUAAUACUAUCGCUGCGCGUGCUAAAAAAUGCCGCGACUUGUUGAUGACAUCCUACAACUCCCUGCGUAGCUACCAAGAUGGCGGCACGCAGUGGGUUCGGGUGCGCGAUCUGGCGGGGUGGUUCAAUAUAUGGGCGACGGAGAUGGAUGCAUUCACCGCGCUAGACGACGAGCUGCUCGGCCAGCCGGAUGCGAGGAGGCUGAUACAAGAAAUUUUAGAAAUCAUGGAGGAUAGUCUGCGUCAAUAUUGCCAAUAUGCACACCAAGUGAUCACCAUCCUGGAGGAUCUCACGAUAUCCUCCGAUCCCGCCGACAAUGCCGACCACAAAUCAGCAACUGAGUCUGCUAGGUACGAGGAGAUUGACAACAUCCUCGUCUCGCUUUCUACAAGGAUCGGCUGGCUACGCCGCCUCACGAUUACGACCCAGCGAGCCAGACAAAAUGUAAAAGUAUGCGACAGCUAA
This is a messenger RNA of Cryphonectria parasitica EP155, 600 nucleotides long. RefSeq lists its product as uncharacterized. The record is from RefSeq and is a predicted model, not a curated record. The transcript has 3 exons. NCBI's taxonomy places the organism in Eukaryota, Fungi, Ascomycota, Sordariomycetes, Diaporthales, Cryphonectriaceae. The coding region runs from base 1 to 600 and encodes 199 amino acids.